Molecule: messenger RNA, 1427 nt
Organism: Onychostoma macrolepis
Lineage: Eukaryota; Metazoa; Chordata; Actinopteri; Cypriniformes; Cyprinidae
Product: L-selectin-like
Exons: 10
Coding region: 71-1309 (412 amino acids)
Biological process (GO): cell adhesion
Cellular component (GO): membrane
Source: RefSeq, a predicted model, not a curated record
AAAAACCCACUUUGCCCACAGUUUUCAGGGCAAAAGAGACUUUGUGUGUUGAAACGCAACUAGAGCUGCGAUGAACAAUAUUCUACUAACGACAAGUGACUCCGUCGAAAGGAGACUAAAGAGAACCAUGGCUGGAGGUGUUGUGGUGCUUAAAACGACAUCUGUGCACAUAGGAGUUUUGAUACAUCUCUGCUUCAUAUUGGUCAGUGUUGGAGGAUGGACGUAUGAAUGGAAAGCCGACAAGUUAAUGUCCUGGAAUGAGACAAGAGAGUGGUGUCAACAACAUUAUACAGACAUUGCGAUGGUCCACAAUGAAAAUGUAACACAUUUCCUUAAAGAAAAUGUGAAAAACAUAUCAUCUCCCUACUACUGGAUUGGAAUGCGGAAGAUCAGUGGCACUUGGACGUGGGUUGCCAAUGGACAACCCAUGAAAUAUGAAAACUGGGCACUCAAUGAGCCCAACAACAAGUCUAAUGAAAACUGUGUGGAAUUGUACACCAGCAGGACAGACAAUAGUGGAAAGUGGAACGAUGACAACUGUCAAUUGAAAAAGCAUCCUUUAUGCCAAAAAGCACACUGUCGAAAUCACACAUGCGCUGAUAGAGAGGACUGCAAAGAGCAAGUCAACAGCUUUACCUGUGUGUGUAAACCUGGUUUCUCUGGGCCAAAGUGUGAAACAGUUGUUUCAUGUGAUCCGCUCUCUGUACCACCAUAUGGCAGGAUGAAUUGCUCCGAUCUGUUUGGGAAUCAUUCCCUCAAAUCAAACUGUACAUUUUCUUGUGCUAGUGGUUAUAAACUGUAUGGUACAGCUGAGCUCAAAUGCAAUUCCUCAGGUGUAUGGAACGCACCACUACCUUCAUGUGCAGAGGACUGCAAAGAACAAGACAACAACUUCACCUCUGUGGGUAAACUAGGUUUCUCUGAGCCAAAGCCUGAAACAGCGAAGUGUUUUCCCAUUCUUUUGUUUGGUGGUGGAUUGAUGAACUGCACUGAAGGACAUGACAGCAACAGAUCUGCCUGUAGAGUACAGUGUCCACCUGGACAUUUGCUGCUGGGUUUUGUUGAGUUCACCUGCAGAGCUGAUGGCACGUGGGAGUCUUCAUUUCCAAUAAUGUGUGCAAGUUAUGUCCAUUUUCUGUUUGCUCUUUUGACAUCUGUUGUCAUCUCAGUGUUUUGUGGCUGUUUAUUUUGUUGCUCCAGCUGCAGUAGGAGUAAAAAUGCAGUGAGAUUAAGAACUCAACAAGAAAUGGUGAAUCCAGCAUAUGAAGCAGAACACACACCACUAGAGGGCCCUCUCUGUUCAGCGUAAACAUUUCUAAUCUGGCUGUCUAAACUGGUUUUGACUCAAAUCUUCUGUUCUUUUUCAUUCUAGCUUUGCUUGUGCAAAUAUGAAAUAGUCAAUAAAUGAAAGUCAAUAAUCUCUUUGA